GCGAUUCAUUCUCGAAAGUUCCGGAAGCUGGUAGAUGGAAAGUUUAUAUAUAUAUGGACGGCGAGGUUACGCGACAGUUUAGUACAGCUUGGUGCGUAGGAGCGGCGAAAGUCCUUCGCGAUUAUUCCUUGUCAACUGUCGCGAGCCUACGUGCUUUUGUGUCUCCUGCGUGGCCUGUGCGAAACGUACGCGAGCUCCCGAGGCGAACAUAGGAGCGGGACAGAAAUAGCAGGAUAGGAGAUGGGCAAGGACUACUACAAGAUACUUGGCAUAGCCAAGGGGGCGAGCGACGAGGAGAUAAAAAAGGCUUACAGGAAGCUGGCCCUGCGAUAUCAUCCGGACAAGAACAGAAGCCCCGGCGCGGAGGAGAAAUUCAAGGAGAUAGCCGAGGCCUAUGAGGUCUUGUCGGAUGCGAAGAAGAGGGAGGUCUACGAUAAAUUCGGCGAGGAGGGCCUGAAAGGGGGUGCCUCGGCCGGCGGGGGCGGGGGAGGCGCCACGUACACCUUCCACGGCGACCCGAGAGCCACGUUCGCCCAAUUCUUCGGCUCGGCCAGCCCCUUUCACAAUCUGUUCGAGUUCGCUGGUAACCGCGGCGGUUUCGCCUUCCACGACGACGACAUGGACAUCGACAUGGACCCCUUCGGCCUCGGCAUGGGCCCGCCGCGGCAAGGUGGCGCCUUCAGGUCGCACUCCUUCAACUUCGCCAGCCCAAACACCGGCAAGGGGGCCGGCAAGGAUCGCGCCCAGGAUCCCGCCAUCGAGCACGACCUGUACAUCAGCCUGGAGGAGAUUCUGCGCGGCUGCACGAAAAAGAUGAAGAUAUGCAGACGGGCGAUACAGCCGGACGGUAGCGCCAAGAAGGAGGACAAGCUGCUCACCAUCAACGUCAAGCCGGGCUGGAAAGCCGGCACCAAGAUCACCUUCCAGAAAGAAGGCGACCAAUCGCCCAGGAGGGAACCCGCGGACAUUGUUUUCAUCAUCCGGGACAAGCCGCAUCCGCUCUUCAGGAGAGAAGGCAGUGACAUUAGAUACACGUGCAAACUGAGCUUGAAGCAAGCCUUGUGCGGUACCGUCGUCGAAGUUCCUACGCUAACCGGCGAGAAGAUACCUCUCAACCUAACGCGGGAGAUUGUCAAGCCGAAUACAGUCAAGAGGUUCCAGGGACACGGUCUACCUUUCCCCAAGGAACCGUCGCGGAAGGGCGAUCUUCUCGUGUCGUUCGACAUCAAAUUCCCCGAGACUCUGACUCAAAGCGCCAAGGAUAUAUUGUUCGACACGUUACCUAAUUGAGCUUGUCGAUCGAUCGGGAGAAGCAAACGUAACGUAAGAAAUGUCGACGCACUCUUUUUUAAUCACACCUUGAAUCGUCUCGGUCAGCGAAAUUACGGAUACGGAUACGUCUCGUGUACGUUCUAGUACAUGGAUCUAGCGCAUACAAGGACGACGAUGACGGCAACGGCGGCAUUGAGAGAAACUGAUCGAGAACGACGAAACAUUUCCGCGAUUUGCUCUUAGAGGUCAAAUCAAAUGAGACAAAUAUGUAUUUUCUUCGGCAUCACGUCGGUAUUCAGUUCAGUAAUUCAAUUCAGCGAGUUGGUGUCUAUAUGUAGCGCGAUUGGUCCCAAUCUCGAAUAAAGUAAAGAGUUAAGCACAGAUCUAAAUAGAUAAAAUUAUAUAUAUAUAUAUCACAUACAUUGUUUUCUCCAUUAUACAUAUACGUAUGUGCAUGUAUGCGUGGGUGUGUAUGCGUGCGUUCUAGAGAUACACGUGUGGUACGAAGGCUGUGUAUGAUAACGCGAGUGCAAUAUCAGAAAUUCUAUUAGUUUCGUACUUGUUUACUAAAAGCUUGCGAGAACGAAGAGAGAGAGAGAGAGAGAGAGAGAGACGAACGUUUCAGAUAUUGCCCUCCGCCAGUCUCGUACAUCAUUUUUGUCGUACGUACACUCUGUCUAUAAUAUAGUAUAAAGAAUUUUUGUUUACAUUUUAAAUAUUGCAAGACACAAACUGACGAAGACAUGUAUAUUGGACUCUAAGCCAACACACACACACACACACAAGUCCCGUUAUGCAAUUGCUCCUAAGUUUAAUGGUUGAUUAAUUAUUUGUACGCUAAAUAUGAGAAAUAUUAAGUUACACGAUA
Molecule: messenger RNA, 2140 nt
Organism: Vollenhovia emeryi
Lineage: Eukaryota; Metazoa; Arthropoda; Insecta; Hymenoptera; Formicidae
Product: dnaJ protein homolog 1
Exons: 2
Coding region: 241-1290 (349 amino acids)
Biological process (GO): negative regulation of transcription by RNA polymerase II
Cellular component (GO): cytosol
Molecular function (GO): protein-folding chaperone binding
Source: RefSeq, a predicted model, not a curated record